GAUUACUUAAUCUGAUGCAAACCUUGAGACUUUGGAUCACCAAUAGCAAAAGCUACUGCUGUUAAGCACGGAGACAGGACCUGCAUUACCUUGCACUGCUGACUCACUUUGCAGUCUUGGAACUUUGAAAAUCAUUAACCCCAUACAAUCAUAGAACAAAGCUAUUUGAGCUAUUAACAUGCAGCAGUAGGGAGAGGACCAAAAGCAGACAUGUCCAGGAAAGAAAAUGCUCUUGAUCUGGCCAAGUUCAUCGACAAGGGCGUCCGUGUAAAGCUGUCUGGAGGCCGUGAAGUGGAAGGGACCCUGAAGGGAUAUGAUCAGCUACUUAACCUGGUCCUGGAUGAGACAGUGGAGUAUCUUAGAGACAAGGAAGACAUGCUAAGGACAACAAAUGAGACGCGGCACUUGGGACUUGUGGUGUGCAGAGGGACCGCUGUCAUGAUGGUGUCUCCUACAGCUGGCACAGAGGAGCUCGCUCAGAAUCCCUUCAUGCAGACAGACGGAGCAUGAUCACCAGCCAAGACAUGCAUGCGGCAAACAUAUUGUGAACGAUUGUGUUCAAUGGCUGUGCUGCAAAUCAGCAGGAUAUGAUGCUGCUGUGCACACAUCAUGAGGCAUGUAUGCCUGGAAUGGGUGUUUCAUGUGGAACGUUCUGUGGGAUGCACUGAUGCAAAUGAGCUGAUGCAAGUGACAAUUACGGCAAGCGGUUUAAAACAGAGAGAAUGCACACAUGAAUGGUUUGUUCGACAGAUUAUCUUGCCUGACAAUUCCAGAACUACUU
This is a messenger RNA of Coccomyxa subellipsoidea C-169, 781 nucleotides long. RefSeq names its product U6 snRNA-associated Sm-like protein LSm7. The transcript has 4 exons. The coding region runs from base 211 to 510 and encodes 99 amino acids. The record is from RefSeq and is a predicted model, not a curated record. Gene Ontology annotation, biological process: nuclear-transcribed mRNA catabolic process; mRNA splicing, via spliceosome. Lineage: Eukaryota; Viridiplantae; Chlorophyta; Trebouxiophyceae; Coccomyxaceae. Gene Ontology annotation, cellular component: catalytic step 2 spliceosome; U12-type spliceosomal complex; U6 snRNP. Gene Ontology annotation, molecular function: RNA binding.